UCGAAUCCUCCAGUGUAGAAUCAUACGCGCCACCGCACACGAAACCCCGCAACACCUGUAAAGAAAUAAAAACCAAAGCAACCGCAGACCACAACCAUAACGCCACCGUGUUCUCCACGAAUCAGGCACUAUUCUCACCGUCGAAUACCUUAAAAUUAACGUCAUUUUUACGCAACUGUCCUCAAUUAGUUCCUAAUUAAAAUAAGGAACCCACAAAAUCCAAAUCACAUACUUGCUUUUUGUUUCUAUUCACUCCACAAACCCAAAACGUCACCGAUCCGAAAUGGCUUUAAUCAGCGACGCAUUACGGCAAGCUUUCAUGCCGAAACACGAAUACGAAUCUCUUCGCGAAGAAGACAGAGCAUGGGUGAAAUUACAGCGACCAUUAUGGAUUUCUACAGUGGGAACUAUUUGCUUAGUGAUUUUUGUUUCGACGACUGUGAGUUUAAAAAUCGUGUUUCCUGGCGAUAAUGGGAAGAGACCGUUUUGCAACGGUAACAGAUUACAGCCAUUGCCGAUAAAAAAUGGCGGGGAUUCGGAUUUGUUUCCUGGUGCCUUUUAUUUAACGGAUCAGGAGACUGUUGAUUAUUAUUGGAUGGUUGUUUUUGUUCCGUCAAUGAUUGUUUUCCUGGCUUCGCUUGCCUAUCUUGUUGCAGGGAUGAAUGUUGCUUAUUCUACUCCAGCAAGACAUGGAUGCUUAAAGGUGGUUGAAAAUAGUUACUGUGCUUCAAAAAGGGGUGGGGUGCGAUGUCUGUCCAUUUUGAAUAGUGUCUUUGCCAUUAUCUUCGGUCUCCUUGCACUGUUUCUUGGUUCAAGCCUCCUGACACUGGGGAGCAGUUGCUCAUUGCCUUUGUUUUGGUGCUAUGAGAUUGCAACAUGGGGGCUAGUCAUUUUAUAUGCAGUAACUGCCAUCUUUUUAAGAAGGAAAGCUGCUCUGAUUCUUGAUGAGAGUGAUUUUGGUGGUCGAAACCUGGGUCUGGAAAUGUUGGAAGCUCACAACAUGGUGGUCACUCCAGAUCUAGAAAGACGAGUUAAUGAAGGUUUCAAGACUUGGAUGGGGUCGUCCCUCCUAUCUUCUGAUGAAGAAGACGAACCUGACAAUUAUUCAGAAUCACCUCAAAUUACUCGCACUUCUUCUAACAGACAAAGAAUAUGAUCCUUAAGUCAAGUGGCAUGUGUAGCUUUUUUGCAGAGUUUUCUCAAGUCCAGCAUCGAGGCCGGAUGGAGCUUGUCAUGUUAACUGAUGGUUAUCAGAAGCCAGUUUAGCAGCUGACACUGUAAUGAGACGAACAGUGAGUGCAUGGCUUUGAUGAUGAUGUCCAUGUGACUAUACCCUCUGUUGCACUUUUGGCCUCUGAGGUAGUCAUCGUAGAUAUGUAGGUUGUAAAUAAUUCAAUGUUGAUUUCACUUUUUAUGUUGGGCUCCAGAGUUAAUGAAAAAGCAAGCAUUUACAUUCCA
This is a messenger RNA of Populus nigra (black poplar), 1458 nucleotides long. RefSeq lists its product as uncharacterized. The record is from RefSeq and is a predicted model, not a curated record. The transcript is spliced from 3 exons. Bases 284 to 1156 code for a protein of 290 amino acids. Lineage: Eukaryota; Viridiplantae; Streptophyta; Magnoliopsida; Malpighiales; Salicaceae.